Molecule: messenger RNA, 2596 nt
Organism: Danio rerio (zebrafish)
Lineage: Eukaryota; Metazoa; Chordata; Actinopteri; Cypriniformes; Danionidae
Source: RefSeq, a predicted model, not a curated record
ACGCCUCCUCAAAGCUCCAGAGGCUGCGACUUUAGCACGAACCACUCACUCAGUCACAUUCAAAGGUUCAUAAACACAGAUUAUAUGAAAUAAGAUUAAAGCGAUGGCGUCAGAAACAUUGCACAAACGCUGACUUUACAGCACAGUGAGUCUGAGUUUUGUUAAUUUGUGCGGAGAUUUAAAAAGCUCUUUUUACGUCGAGUUAGCUUGUUAGCUCUUAACUAACUAACGUUACUGCAUUUGUGGGUUGUGCGAAUUUGACUGACGACAAAUAUUAACUUGCAUUCAGACGAGUUUUAUCUAUAUUAACCUUCAAAAAACAGUAGAAAGUGUGAGAAGGAUGUUAUUUACGUAAUUUGGUUAAGCUACGCUUCAUCUAUUUAUAAUAUGGUUUUAUGUACGUGUAAACUGUCAUAUAUAAAUGUAGUAAGUAAACAUCUACAAUGGCCUGUCAGGGUCAAAGAAACCCAUGUUUCACCUGACUGUAAGUGUUUAUGCUUUUUAUAAUCAGAUAUGGCGUAUCGGUAGUUUUACUGGAGCGUGUGGGGCUCAAAUCUCAGUGUGUUGAUAGUUUAAGGAGGUUGACAGGAGGAAAUCCAUUCUGUUUUUGUCAGAAAGACACUUUAUUUUUUUUUUUUUGAGCCACAAGCAAGCGAGUUUUGGAGCUGAUAUUCAGCAUGGCUAAGCUUCAUGCGGGCAAUGGAGUGCACUGGAAGGACGGUAAAAGUCAGCGCGGCACAGCGGACGGUCUGGCCGAGCAGGAGAGCUCCUCUCGGGGCUCAGACUCUGAGCUCAACGGCUUCGCCAACACGGAGGUCCAGCCCGACAAAUACGGGUUUAUUGGUGGAGCUCAACAAACUGCAGGAGAAAACAGUGAUGAUAUUCCUCCAGACGUGCUCCGGCAGAGAGAAGCUAAAUGGCUGGAUAUGCUCAACAACUGGGACAAGUGGAUGGCCAAGAAACACAAAAAGGUGAAGUUGCGUUGCCAGAAGGGCAUCCCUCCUUCGCUCAGAGGCCGCGCGUGGCUUUAUCUGUCUGGAGGGAAAGUGAAGAAAGAGCAGAAUCCAGGCAAAUUUAAGGAGUUAGAUAGUCAGCCUGGAGAUCCUAAAUGGCUGGACGUGAUAGAGAAAGACCUUCACAGACAGUUUCCAUUCCAUGAAAUGUUCGUCGCUCGAGGAGGCCACGGGCAGCAGGAUCUGUUCCGGGUAUUGAAGGCAUACACACUGCACAGGCCAGAGGAAGGCUACUGUCAGGCUCAGGCUCCUAUAGCUGCAGUGCUGCUCAUGCACAUGCCUGCUGAGGAUGCGUUCUGGGGUCUGGUCCAGAUUUGUGAAAAGUAUCUGCCUGGUUACUACAGUGCAGGCUUGGAGGCCAUUCAGUUGGACGGUGAGAUCCUGUUUGCUCUGCUGAAACGAGUGUCUCCUGUGGCCCAUCGGCAUCUGAAGAAAUACAAGAUUGACCCGAUCCUGUACAUGACAGAGUGGUUCAUGUGCGCCUUCUCCAGAACGUUGCCCUGGGCCUCUGUCCUGCGCGUGUGGGACAUGUUCUUCUGUGAGGGAGUGAAGAUCAUCUUCCGUGUGGGUUUGGUGCUGUUGAAGUGCAUGCUGGGAUCUCCAGAGAAACUGAAGGCCUGUCAGGGCCAGUAUGAGACCAUGGAGCUCCUCCGAUCUAUUGAGCCACGAUACAUGCAGGAGGCAUUUUUAGUUCAAGAGGUGAUUGAUUUGCCGGUGUCUGAGCGAGACAUCGAGAAGGAGCAUCUCUCUCAGCUGCGCCGCUGGAAAGAGACUCACGGUGAGCUGCACUGUAAAUCUCCACCCAGAAUGCAAGGCGCCAAAGCCAUCAUGGCCGCUGAGCCACCCAGUCGAAAAGACCUCAAACAAAACCCCACCAUCAUUGUAGAGGCUGCCGAGAGCCAGACAGAGACUGGCAAAAAAGCCAAGAAGAGUAAAACUGAGAAGAGAAAAGAGACUCAGAGCUCCCUGCCACCCCUCAAUCCAUACCCGUUACCCAGCGACAACCAUCUAUCGCCCAGCGGAACACAGCCGCUGCAGAAACACGGACCCCUGCAGGCCUCAAACCAGAGCCUCAGCAGCGCAGAGCAAGACACAUACCUGUAAAACACAGCUCACACACUAUCACAAAUCUCACCUUUUUCUUGCAAUUUUGAGGUUUUUUUUAAUCAUGAGCUUAAAAAUAUAAAAAUUCUGAGAUAAAAACUCAGAAUUACAAGAAAUCAAGUCACAAUUCUGAGGGGAAUAUAGUCAAAAUGUGAAAAUUUAAAUCGAAAUAGUGACAAAUCAAGUCAGAAUUGCAAGAAAAAAAAAAAGAUUUUGGAAAUAUAUCUUACGAUUUCCAUCCUGCCUCAGGAUCUGCAUCAGUGACACGACUGGACCAACACACACACCUUCAUUAAGAAUAUUAAUGAAGACGAUGCUUUACAAUUGUGAGGAUUUCUGUGGUAAAACAUAUGAAUUGCACUUCUGGGGUCCGUUCUUCGUACGUGGAUUACUCAGUUAGCUGGAUUUGGAUAUUGACGAUUUGACACGAUCCAGGAUCAUUUCGUUCUUCAAAGCUGAUCCGAGAGUUGUUGUCAUAG